AUGACAGGUUCGACAUUAGAGAUUAGGGAGGAUCCUAGCACUAAGAGCUGCCAGGACGAUCAUCCACCAAGCAGGGGAGACACGGACAACCAUGAAUCACUCGAAGGUUUCGUGGUUGGCCUAGGCGAAUGCGGUACAGGAGAUGAAGUCUCGUAUCAGUAUUAUGAUGAAAUUCAAUCUGGCGAGCUUGAAUUGCGGGAGAGGUUGUUCAGGCCAUCUCCCAGUCCUAUGAGACUUCGAUUUGCACUUCCUGCUGCCGGUGUUUAUCAUCUGGACCACAUCGUGGAUGAUACCGAGGACGACAUGAAGGCUUCCAAGGCUGAUACUGAGGACGACAGCGAUGCUGACGCCUGCAGCGAGGACGACGAGGACGUGAGCAAGAACGACAGAGGACCAUAG
Molecule: messenger RNA, 399 nt
Organism: Cladophialophora immunda
Lineage: Eukaryota; Fungi; Ascomycota; Eurotiomycetes; Chaetothyriales; Herpotrichiellaceae
Exons: 1
Coding region: 1-399 (132 amino acids)
Source: RefSeq, a predicted model, not a curated record